Molecule: messenger RNA, 1270 nt
Organism: Tilletiopsis washingtonensis
Lineage: Eukaryota; Fungi; Basidiomycota; Exobasidiomycetes; Entylomatales
Product: class I glutamine amidotransferase-like protein
Exons: 5
Coding region: 311-1012 (233 amino acids)
Source: RefSeq, a predicted model, not a curated record
GGACACUCUUUGGCAGGGCAGGUUGGCAAUCAUGACGACAGGCGACGUUGAGGGCCAGCUCAGGAGGAGGGAGGCAGCUGCGUGGCCAUCCCGCUUCCCCUCCGCGUGCGCGCCAAGCCGCAGUGGAGCGAGGGAAGGAGCGCGAGGCUCCGCGGCGUCGGCUCGGCUGUCGUGUCAAGGCAGCGCCACCCCGACGCAGGACAGGUGGCCCGGGCAUAAGUAGCCGCACCGACAGGCCGCUCCAACCUCGCCUCCCAACCACCACCUCACCCACACCACACCAAGCACCCCACCCACGCACUCAUCCACCAUGGCCGGCAGCAAGAAGAUCCUCGUCGUGUUCACGUCGCACACCAAGAUGAUCGACAACGACCACCCGACGGGCUACUACCUGCCCGAGAUUGCGCACCCGGCCUACGCCUUUGAGCGCGCCGGCUACACGCUCGACGCCGUCAGCCCCAAGGGCGGCGAGGCGCCGCUCGACCAGGCCAGCGUCGAUGCCUUCAAGGACGACAAGGAGUGCCAGGCGUUCCUCAAGAGCGACAAGUGGCAGGCCUGGGUCAAGAACACGGGCAAGCUCAGCGACGUGCCCGCCGACGGCAAGGGCUACGAUGCGAUCUUCUACCCCGGCGGCCACGGCCCCUGCUUCGACCUGCCCGUCGACGAGCACAGCAAGGCGCUCAUCAAGGCCUUCUACGAGUCGGGCCGCCCCACGACGGCCGUGUGCCAUGCUCCCGCUGUCUUCACCGACGUCAAGCUCUCCGACGGCUCAUACCUGCUCAAGGGCAAGAAGGCCACCUGCUUCACCGACGCCGAGGAGGAGCAGGCGCAGCUCACAAAGGCCAUCCCGUGGCUCGUCGAGUCGCGCAUGGUCGAGCGCGGCUGCGACUUCUCCAAGACCAAGCCGUGGGGCGAGCACGUCGUCGUGGACGGCAACCUGCUUACGGGCCAGAACCCGGCGAGCGCCGGCCCGCUCGCGGAGAAGAUCAUCGAGGUGCUGAGCAAGGCCUAGGCGUGCCCAGCUGACUGCUCUCGCCUGUGACCCUACUACUACCACCGCUACUGCUCCUCUACUGCUUGCAAUCGACGCAUGAACACCUCACAGCAUCUGACACACGCUCCUUACCCGUGUACCGCUGCGUGCACAGCCGGAGUGCUGCAUGGCCUGUCGCGCGUGCACGGGUUUGCAGCGCAUUCCGGCCUUGAGCCUCGCUCGACGCUGCGGCACCAAGGCUGACCUCUGCGUGCCUUUGGCUGCUAGACCUGAUUG